This is a messenger RNA of Brenthis ino (lesser marbled fritillary), 2079 nucleotides long. Lineage: Eukaryota; Metazoa; Arthropoda; Insecta; Lepidoptera; Nymphalidae. The record is from the annotation of a GenBank genome assembly.
AUGUUAAGAAGCAAAAUAAGAAUUCACACAUGCCGCAUAAUUCUCCUGACAUCUCUUGUAUGGUUGAUGGUUGAUGUAGCCCUAUUGGCCUUUUAUUCUGAAUGUUUUGGAGAUGGGUGCAAUAAAAAUAAAAAUGAGAAUGGUGACUAUGUUGUACAGAAUAAUGUGGAAUUCAGAGGCAAAAAAGCCGCAAUUGCUGCUGGCUUGCAAAGAUAUAUAAAUGAUGAAGAUACAAAUAUUGAAGAGAAUGAGUUAGACCAUGAUGUAGGAGAUGACGGUCUUUUGCUGCCACCAUAUCCUAGGUCUAGACUUAAGAGGUGGUCACCAGUGCCAUCAGUCAAACCAGAUGGAGAUUCUCCAGGAGAAAUGGGUAAGGCAGUAAACAUUCCAAUAGAACAAGAAAAGCUUAUGUUGGAAAAGUUCCAAGAGAAUCAGUUCAAUUUGUUGGCAAGUGACAUGAUCUCACUUAAUAGAUCUCUUACGGAUGUUAGAUUUGAAAAGUGUAAGGACAAACACUACCCCGAGCUCCUGCCAACGACAAGUGUAGUGAUAGUGUUCCAUAAUGAGGCUUGGACGACGCUCAUCCGUACGAUAUGGAGUACGAUAAAUCGAUCGCCGCGACCGUUACUGAAGGAGAUCAUACUUGUGGACGACGCCAGUGAAAAAGAACAUCUUGGCAAGAAGUUAGAAGACUAUAUAAAAACACUUCCGGUCCCGACUUUCCUCUUCCGGACGGAAAACCGUUCUGGACUAAUUCGGGCUAGACUUUUAGGUGCAAAGCAUGUGAAAGGCGACGUUAUAACAUUUUUAGACGCCCAUUGUGAAUGUACUGAGGGUUGGUUAGAGCCGUUAUUGGCAAGAAUAGUGGAAGACAGAAGCACAGUGGUGUGUCCAAUCAUCGAUGUUAUAUCGGACACUACAUUCGAGUACAUACAAGCGUCGGAUAUGACCUGGGGUGGCUUCAACUGGAAAUUAAACUUUAGAUGGUAUCGAGUCCCGGAACGCGAAAUGUCUCGUCGUGGCGGGGACCGCACUGCACCCUUGCGUACACCAACCAUGGCUGGCGGACUGUUUGCCAUCGAUAAGGACUACUUCUACAAAAUCGGAUCAUAUGAUGAAGGAAUGGAUAUAUGGGGUGGAGAAAACCUCGAGAUGAGCUUCCGGGUGUGGCAGUGCGGCGGUCGGUUGGAGAUAGUGCCAUGCUCGCACGUGGGGCACGUGUUCCGCGACAAGUCCCCGUACUCGUUCCCCGGCGGCGUGCAGAACGUGGUGCUGCACAACGCGGCCCGCGUGGCCGAAGUGUGGAUGGACGAGUGGGGGGAGUUCUAUUACGCCAUGAACCCAGGUUCGAUUUUGCGCGAUGCUAACGUAUGGAUGUGCGGGGGCACACUCGAGAUCUCGCCCUGCUCGCACGUGGGGCACGUGUUCCGCAAGACCACGCCCUACUCGUUCCCCGGCGGCACGGGCCGCGUGGUCAACCACAACAACGCACGCCUCGCAGAAGUGUGGUUGGACGACUGGAAACAUUUCUACUACAAUAUUAACCCAGGGGCAUUAAAUGUGCCGGUUGGCGACGUGAGCGAGCGCAGGGCGUUGAGAGAACGUCUCAAGUGCAAGUCCUUUAGGUGGUACCUCGAGAACAUCUACCCGGAGAGUCAAAUGCCACUGGAUUAUUAUUAUCUUGGAGAAAUUCGUAACGCUGAAACAUCUAACUGUCUUGACACGCUCGGCGGGAAAGCGGGACAGCCAUUGGGUAUGGGAUAUUGCCAUGGGAUGGGUGGUAACCAGGUAUUCGCGUACACGAAACGCAAGCAGGUGAUGUCGGACGACAACUGCCUGGACGCGGCGCACUCGCGCGGCCCCAUCAAGCUCAUCCGCUGCCACGGCAUGCGCGGCAACCAGGAGUGGACCUACGACACCAAGACGCGCACAAUUAAGCACACGAACACAGGCAUGUGCCUGGAGAAGCCGGACGCGGCGGACGCGUGGAAGCCGGUGCUGCGGCCGUGCACGCUGGCGCGCUCGCAGCAGUGGCUCAUGCAGGUGGACUUCAAGUGGCAGGCGCGGCGCGCGCGCAGC